AUGAACCUUCUCUUCACCGAUGCACUGGACGCCGUGCAAAUUCCGAGAAGCUCAUUAAAGCCAUCCCCACCUUUCUUCGGGAUCACCCCAGGCUCCUCGGCUAAGCCGCUAGGACAAAUCGAGCUACCGAUCACCUUCGGUUCGCUGGACAACUUCAGGACCGAAAGGGUCCUCUUCGAUGUGGCCGACUUCGGGACUGCGUAUAACGCAAUCCUCGAGCGACUGGCAAUAACCAAGUUCAUGGCCAAUUCUCACUACACGUACCAGGCAAUCAAGAUCCCUGGGCCAACAGGGGUCAUCACCGUUGUUGGCAACGCUAAGACGGCCCUGCACUGCGACAAGAGGAGCCUCGACAUGGUCAAGCUAACUCCCGGGUCGCAGCCCGAGACCGCUGAACCCAGCGGACGGCCAGUAAAAGUCUAG
This is a messenger RNA of Phragmites australis (common reed), 423 nucleotides long. RefSeq lists its product as uncharacterized. The record is from RefSeq and is a predicted model, not a curated record. The transcript has a single exon. NCBI's taxonomy places the organism in Eukaryota, Viridiplantae, Streptophyta, Magnoliopsida, Poales, Poaceae. Bases 1 to 423 code for a protein of 140 amino acids.